AUGGCUGGGCGGAGGGUGGGUGCGCGAUUUGCUUCUAAACCGGUAAUAUUGCUGACAUACCUAUUUAAUUUGUCAUGAUUGCAAUCGUAAAAAAAAUGCAUUUAUAUGAAUGUAGAUUUACAGCCGCUAUUAUAGGUAAUUGUUAAAAAUCUACACAUUUAAGAAAAUGAGGCGAUUUGUGCAUUUCAUUAAUGUAGUACCAUUGUUGCUAAAAGCCCAAAAACCAAUUGCAACUAGUUCCAAACUGUUUCCUAAAGUGAAACAUCGACCUUUUUUUAUAUCAAAUCGUUCUAUGUUUAUACAAACUCAAGAUACUCCUAAUCCAAAUAGUGUUAAGUUUUUACCUGGUGUUCAGGUGUUGGAAAAAGGUCAUACAAUGGAUUUUCCUAAUGCUACAGCAGCGUACUGUAGUCCUUUAGCUAAAGUUUUGUUUCGUAUUGAAGGGGUAAAAAGUGUCUUUUUUGGUUCGGAUUAUAUUACUUUAACAAAAGCAGACGAUGAUAUAGAAUGGAUGGUUCUUAAACCUGAAAUAUAUGCUACCAUUAUGGAUUUUUUUGCAAGUGGUUUACCUAUAUUAACUGAUGCUAAACCAACUAGUGAUACUCAAAUUCAUGAAGAUGAUAAUGAAACUGUGAUGAUGAUUAAAGAACUUCUUGAUAGCAGAAUUAGACCAACUGUACAAGAAGAUGGUGGUGAUAUUCUUUUUAUAGGAUAUGAUGCAGGAAUCGUCAAGUUGAAAUUACAAGGAUCUUGUACUAGCUGUCCAAGUUCAGUAGUAACCCUAAAAGGUGGAGUUCAAAACAUGCUUCAAUUUUAUAUACCUGAGGUGAUAGCCGUCGAACAAGUUGAAGAUGAAAUUGAAAUACGGACGAAAGUCGAAUUCGAAAAAUUUGAAAAGAAGUUGGAAGAAACUGAUGAAAAAAGAAAAUAGUAAUCAAGUUAAAUCUUAGAUAUUUAUUAAUAAACAUUUUUAUAGUGUUUCAUAUAGAUGUAAUCAAACAAUAUCUAUCUUACCAAAAUAUCUACAGUGCAGAGUGGUGUCAAUAGUUUUUUUUUUUUUACUAAUUAAUAAAUGUUUUAUUGGAUAAUUAUA
Molecule: messenger RNA, 1093 nt
Organism: Metopolophium dirhodum (rose-grain aphid)
Lineage: Eukaryota; Metazoa; Arthropoda; Insecta; Hemiptera; Aphididae
Product: NFU1 iron-sulfur cluster scaffold homolog, mitochondrial-like
Exons: 7
Coding region: 167-931 (254 amino acids)
Biological process (GO): iron-sulfur cluster assembly
Cellular component (GO): mitochondrion
Molecular function (GO): iron ion binding; iron-sulfur cluster binding
Source: RefSeq, a predicted model, not a curated record